AUGAACCCAGCCGAGCAACUUGCCCAGCCUCUGGUCGAAGCCGCUGAACAGGUAGCUCCAGAUCAGAUGGUGGCAGGGACCUCGGGGGGGCCGAGUGGCGACUUUGGGGAAGUCGACACCAUCCCCCCAGCCCUGGAGCAAAAAGACGUUGACGAGCUGGCGGAAAAAUAUGAAAUCCCGGCCCAAUUCGAGCCCAGGGCCGCCCGCCCAGGGGAGGUCGCCAGCCGACCUCCUCCUGGCUUCGUGGCGAUCUACAGGGACCAGCUGAUGGCUGGUCUCCGUCUGCCCAUUCCCAAUUUCCUCUUCUUUAUCCUUACCUUCUGGGGCAUUCGCAUAACUCAGGUCAUCCCCAAUGCUGUUCGCUCCAUCAUAGGCUUUUUCAUCCUUUGCCGAGCACUCGAAAUCCCCUUUUCUCUUGACCUGUUCCGAGCCUUCUUCCAGAUGAAGGUCAGCGGGAAGGUGCCUGGGUGGUUCUACUUUGCCCGGCGAAGUGGAGCGAAAACCCCCACCCGCGAGCUGUUCACGGGGGCACCUUCUUCUAUCAAGGACUGGAAGCCCCAGUUCUUCUUUGUUAGGAACUUAGGCUUCCCUCCCCUUACCUGGAGGGCAGAGACUCAAGUCUCAGAUCCCCUUCCGUCCCCGCUCCCCGUGCCCGAGCUUAGCCGCCUACUCAGCUCGGACGCGAAGCUGGACGUGAAGGAGCUCAGCAACAACCAGCUCUGGGCGGCGGGGUUGAUCCGAGCUAGCUCUUCGGAUCCCUCCAUAGAGGAUAGGCCACUCUCGACAGACGAGCUGGACGCCUGUAACCAUCCUGACCUUCCGUCCAUUUUCUUUUAUCAUCAUUUUUUUUUUCAACUACUGAUCUCUUGGCCUCCUGUUUGUGCAGUGAAGCGAUUUUCCUCACUUCUGUCCAUCGGUGGCACCAGCAACCCGAGCGCUGCCACGCAGACUCCUUCGGCCAUCCCAGCCAGCUCGGUGCCAGCUCCCAUACCUCAACUAGCUCCUGCCCAAUCCUCCAAGGCGGUUGAGGCGGGGAAGAAAAAGAAGAAGAAGACAACUGCCAAGAGAGCUAGGGUGGAAACGCCCUCGUCCCCAGCUCGGGAGGAGAGGUCGACACCUGAGACUGCUCAGGGUGGCCACUAUGGCGUGAACUCAACCGAGGAGCAAGCCCGAGCUGAGGCUCCUCCUAACUUGUGGCAACGCCAGAGCUCCUUGCUCUUCGAUCCCCAGACUCGGCUGACGACGCACCAGCACCCCAUGCACUUCUGCCCCCAGUGGAAGCUCUCCAUAAAUGACCGAGCUCAGUUCCCCGAGGUGGCACGGGAGCUCGCUCACGGGGCCAUCCUCCCACGGGACUACAACUUGACCAAGGCCAUGGAGCCAGCCGACCUUCUCAACUACUUCUAUACAGGAACGGCGCAGGUAAACUUGGUUGGGUCCGAGCUGGCCAGGCGUUACGAAAGCCUGCUUCCCCUGCUGCAUGAAACGAAGACGGCCAACGAGAAGUUGCUCAGCCAGAACGAAGCAGCAGUGGCCGAAGCUGAAGGUCUGAAGAAGCAGCUCGCGCAAGUCCACACGAACUUCGAGCUAGAACUGAAGAAGAACGCCGAGCUGACCUCCCAGCUGAAAGAGGAACAGCAGAAGGCAGCUGGGCUGUCCGCUCAGGCAGAGGCAGCCAGGGCUGAGGGAAGCAAGGAGGGCGUGCGGACCUUCCUCCGGUCCGAGGAAUUCAGGGGCGACCUGGCCAUCCUGAAUACCCCCGUUCUGCAGCACGGGUAUUCCCAGGCCCUGCAGGAAGUGCAAGGGUUAGGUCUGCCCGGGUUCGAUCUGGGAAACUUUCCCAGCUACAACCCCCUGCCCGUGGAGCAGCUCGACCGCCUGGUGGAGGGCUACACGCACGGACGGAAGCUGACCGACCUGGUUGCCGACCCCCUGCUGCCAGUGACCACCCCCGAAUCCGAGCAGGAGGAGGAGGAGGGUGAAAACUAG
This is a messenger RNA of Coffea arabica (coffee), 1989 nucleotides long. NCBI's taxonomy places the organism in Eukaryota, Viridiplantae, Streptophyta, Magnoliopsida, Gentianales, Rubiaceae. The record is from RefSeq and is a predicted model, not a curated record.